Molecule: messenger RNA, 1248 nt
Organism: Loxodonta africana (African savanna elephant)
Lineage: Eukaryota; Metazoa; Chordata; Mammalia; Proboscidea; Elephantidae
Gene: FOXI3
Product: forkhead box I3
Exons: 2
Coding region: 1-1248 (415 amino acids)
Biological process (GO): anatomical structure morphogenesis; regulation of transcription by RNA polymerase II; cell differentiation
Molecular function (GO): DNA-binding transcription factor activity, RNA polymerase II-specific; RNA polymerase II cis-regulatory region sequence-specific DNA binding
Source: RefSeq, a predicted model, not a curated record
AUGGCCCUCUACUGCGGUGACAAUUUCGGCGUGUACUCGCAGCCCGGCCUGCCCCCGCCCGCCGCCGCCGCCGCCCCGGGCGCACCGCCUACUGCCAGGGCGCCCUACGGGCUGGCCGACUACGCCGCGCCGCCGGCGGCCGCCGCCAACCCCUACCUGUGGCUCAACGGGCCCGGCGUGGGGGGCCCGCCCGCCGCCGCUGCCUACCUCGGCGCCCCGCCGCCGCCACCACCCCCCGGGAGCGCGGCCGGGCCCUUCCUGCAGCCGCCGUCAGCCGCGGGCACCUUCGGCUGCGCGCAGCGACCCUUCGCGCAGCCCGCGCCCGCCGCGCCCGCCUCGCCCGCGGGCCCCGCGGCGACCGGCGAACUGGGCUGGCUGUCCAUGGCCAGCCGCGAGGACCUCAUGAAGAUGGUGCGGCCGCCCUACUCGUACUCGGCGCUCAUCGCCAUGGCCAUCCAGAGCGCGCCCGAGCGCAAGCUCACGCUCAGCCACAUCUACCAGUUCGUGGCCGACAGCUUCCCCUUCUACCAGCGCAGCAAAGCCGGCUGGCAGAAUUCCAUUCGCCACAACUUGUCGCUCAACGACUGCUUCAAGAAGGUGCCCCGCGACGAGGACGACCCAGGGAAAGGUAAUUACUGGACCCUGGAUCCAAACUGUGAGAAAAUGUUUGACAACGGCAACUUCCGUCGGAAGCGGAAGCGCCGCUCUGAGGCCAGCAGCAGCAGCUCCACGGUGGCCGCAGGGACAUCGAAAUCAGAAGAAGGGCUCUCCUCAGGAUUGGGGGCUGGAGUGGGAGGGAAGCCAGAAGGAGACAGCCCCUCCUCUUUGCUAAGGCCUUCCCAGUCCCCGGAGCCUCCAGAGGGCACCAAGAGUACUGGCUCAUCUCCAGGAGGAUCCAUGCUCACCUCCAACCCCUGCCUCAACACCUUCUUCAGCAGCCUCAGCACCUUAAGCGUCAGCAGCAGCGGGAGCACCCAGCGAGCUCAUCCUGGCAGCCGCCACCUAGGGAUCCAGGGGACCCAGCUGCCCUCCAGCAGCUCAUUCUCCCCCAGCUCUAUCUCAGAGGCCUCACCAGACACUCUGCAGCUGAGUAACAGCACCAGCAAUAGCGGCAGCCAAAGGGCUUCCUAUUACAGCCCUUUCCCUGCCAGCACCAGUGGGGGCCAGAGUAGCCCCUUCAGCAGCCCUUUCUACAACUUCAGCAUGGUCAACAGCCUCAUCUACCCCCGGGAGGGCUCCGAAGUGUAG